AUGGCCAUACCAAACCCACAAACCACCACUGGAAACAUCAAACACUUCAUCUUUUCCGCUUUACCGAGUUCUUUCUCCAACCGACCAACGUCUACUCUCAGAUCUGAUAUGCCUUUGGUCAUGUCACUCAUCACCGAUUUCAUAUCUUCUACCUCUUCCACCAAGCACUCGUCCGCCCAUUUGAAUAAAUUAUACACAUCCUCACAUCAUCAAGAAGAAGCCGAUGCGGAUGAUGCUCCUUCUUUCUCAUUUGACUAUUGUUUUCAGGCUGAGGUCACUGCUUCGAAUCUAAAAGAAGACAAACUUUAUCUUCCUGAGGGAGCUACGACUUGUACUGCUUUGAACAAACAAUGCCAAGAGAUAAUACUUGUCAACAAAGAGGGAAAUUCAUGGACUGUGAGUUUGCGAUUUAGCGAAGCAGACGGCAUGUUAAUCAUCAGAAGAGGCUGGAGAAAGUUCUGUCGUGCUAACAGAUGCGCCAUAGGAGACUUAUUUGUGUUCAAUGUGGUUGGAGAUGGGAAAACUACUCCACUAAUGUGUGUAUGUCCGGAAAGGGAAGAGUGAUUUUGAACCUAAACUUAUGUAUGUCGAACCAGAAAUUUAUGUAUGUCUCUUUUUAUG
Messenger RNA from Brassica rapa (field mustard), 621 nucleotides. Its product is annotated as B3 domain-containing protein REM12-like. NCBI's taxonomy places the organism in Eukaryota, Viridiplantae, Streptophyta, Magnoliopsida, Brassicales, Brassicaceae. The record is from RefSeq and is a predicted model, not a curated record. Gene Ontology annotation, molecular function: DNA binding.